AUGUAUUUUUUCUUUUACCUGAUCCCGUUAUUACAAGCUCUCGAAUUGCCGCUGGCGCCCUACAAUGUAAAGGUAUUUUGUCGACAAGGACGGCGAUACUCACGACAAGCGCAGACGGCUUUGCAAUGCUCGUCGUCGACAACUGCUUGCGGUUUUUUCGAGUUUAAUGAGCCCGACAGAGAGAAGGGAAUUAGUAAAACAGGUGUCUAUGAAUGUGUAGACAAUGGUAUUCUGCAAACGACAGACGAUGAUCUCGAAGAGGAUAAUAGGGAACUGUUUUCCGAGCUUUGUGGUGCCGUGCCACAAUGCUCGUCUUUGAAUCUGGAUAUAUUGAACUCGGCAUUUCUAAAGUACCUAAUUCUUCACUACCAUAUCAAGCUGGAAGAGUUGACAACACGAAAUAUUCGCUUUUGCUGCUCGUUAUUUCAUCAUACGUUGCAGAAACUGGUCACAUCUGAAAAGGAUAGAUUGCCCUCCGUCUCAGCACCUCCGGUCCACUGCCAGUCUGAAAUUUGCGGAGCAGAGGCGGUCGGGUGCCUCUACCACUCUCUCACCUCGGAUUCUGAAGAAGAAUACGAGGAUGACGAGGACGAUGCAGGUGAAACCCAUCAAGAAACGAGGCAUCGCUUAAUCAGAAGACAAGUUGACGAUUACGAUGCUGUAGAGCUGCUUUUCGACUUUGACGAAGACCAAGAUGACUCUAGCUUCAAGUUUGUCACACGUGUUCCUCCACUUCCAACAACAUCUUGGCCAAUUCGUACCAUCAUAAAGAAGCCAAAAGCGAAAGUUCUGAUUACCACAUCCUUAAAUACCGCAGCAAAUAAUAACACAAAACUGGUGGCUUCCACACCUUCAUCUACUACCACAACUACGAAGAAGCCGGCGAAUCCCUCAGACGACGAAUAUCAUGAUGAUGGGGAGGAUGAAACCCACUGUGUAUAUAGACACUUGAAUGAUGAGCUCUAUAGGUACUGUCUGCUAGUACAUCAGAAGAAAGAUGGAGACAGAUGCUACUACUACGAGGGCCACACGGUCUGUUGCUGCUUUGUACCUCCAGACAAAGAAACAUGUGAUCCGAUGGAGAUGGAUGUAGUACUACCUCCACCACCGACAAGAUUACCAGUGAUAAGGGUUACUGCUCGGCCAGCGAGCCCUCACAGGAGUUUACCCAUGGUUACUACAAGUUCUACCACCACUUCUACCACAACCACAACGACGACGUCUACGACAACGACGGCAAGUCCGACGACGAAGCCGAUCAGAAAUUCGUUGAGGAAGAAGAUAGUCACUAGGCCUCGUCCCACCACUGUCGCUCCUAGUCAAGGUAAUAAUAGGUAA
Messenger RNA from Cylicocyclus nassatus, 1338 nucleotides. NCBI's taxonomy places the organism in Eukaryota, Metazoa, Nematoda, Chromadorea, Rhabditida, Strongylidae. The record is from the annotation of a GenBank genome assembly.